Paramacrobiotus metropolitanus is the source of this 597-nucleotide messenger RNA. RefSeq lists its product as uncharacterized. Gene Ontology annotation, molecular function: histone H3T3 kinase activity. Gene Ontology annotation, biological process: mitotic cell cycle; intracellular signal transduction. The transcript has 2 exons. Gene Ontology annotation, cellular component: nucleus; cytoplasm. The coding region runs from base 1 to 597 and encodes 198 amino acids. The record is from RefSeq and is a predicted model, not a curated record. NCBI's taxonomy places the organism in Eukaryota, Metazoa, Tardigrada, Eutardigrada, Parachela, Macrobiotidae.
AUGGGAUUAGCACACGGUGGAGCGGAUUUAGAGAAGUUCGAGUUGGUUCAUGUUCGGCAAAUCCUGAGCGUUGUCCUCCAGAUUACCAUCGGUCUGACGGUCGCGGAAGCUGCUCUGAACUUUGAACACCGAGACACCCAUCUCUCGAACGUGCUGGUUAUGGCUACCGAUGCCGAGGAAAUCCGCUUCAAAUGCGAAAACAUUCGGUACGCCGUCGCCACUCAUGGUGUCCAUGCCACUCUCAUAGACUGCACCCUGUCCAGAAUCGAUACCGGGCAAGGCGAAGUUUAUAAGAAUUUGUCCGACGAUCCUGCUUUAUUUACCGGAUCGGUAAAGGAUCCCCAGUCAGAAGUGUAUCGCGCCAUGAAGCGGGCGACUAACGACGAUUGGAAGACGUUUUGCCCAAAAACCAACGUUAUAUGGGUUGAAUACGUUGUAUCGUCUCUAGUUAAGAUGUACAAGAAGAAACUGGCAUCUGCGACGGAGUUGGCAGACGUUGCAGCGAAGACGAAAAUCCUGCAGAUGAAGAAAGCCCUGUCCAAAGCGCAGUCACUACGUGAACUAGCUCCUGAUUUUUUCGAAGAGAGCCGAAUUUGA